This is a messenger RNA of Pristis pectinata (smalltooth sawfish), 3004 nucleotides long. RefSeq names its product cyclin B3 (gene ccnb3). Gene Ontology annotation, molecular function: cyclin-dependent protein serine/threonine kinase regulator activity. The record is from RefSeq and is a predicted model, not a curated record. NCBI's taxonomy places the organism in Eukaryota, Metazoa, Chordata, Chondrichthyes, Rhinopristiformes, Pristidae. Bases 344 to 1579 code for a protein of 411 amino acids. Gene Ontology annotation, cellular component: cytoplasm; nucleus; centrosome. Gene Ontology annotation, biological process: mitotic cell cycle phase transition; regulation of cyclin-dependent protein serine/threonine kinase activity. The transcript has 12 exons.
GAUUUAGCAACGCAUCGUGGCGGCGUGCUGAUUGGUGAGCGCCUUGUCGCCGGAGCCAAUGGUGGAGGGACGGCGUGCAUGCUGCACUUUUCAAAAAAAAAUUGCUGGAGGUGCAUCUGGAUGAGCUGUGAGUGUGUGCGCGCCAGCUGGGAGCAGCGCAGACUAGUCCAGGCAUUCGGGCCGAAGAGCCGAAACCUUCGCUGGCUGCGGUCGCUUUCACCCCGAGCGCGGUCCGCUGGAGAGCGGUGCUCUCCCACUGUCCGAACAUUGAGUUCGGAGCCUCUGCUUUUAAGCGUCCCGUUGUCCCUCGAAGUUUGCCAGAGCAAAUAAGGUUGUCCAAGCAAUGCUUCCAGUCUCAAAAACAAAGAGUCUUCAACCUGAAACAUUUGAAAAGGAGCCAUCUAAAAUAGAAAAGGAUGGUGAUCUUCAUAUCAAAAGGUCUCCUUCAUCACCCCAAGGUGGACCCAAGAAAAGAUCAGCUUUUGAAGACCUCACAAAUGCAAAGCAAAACCAAGCACAAGUCCAGGUUUCAAAGAGAAAAGGUGGGAAGAGUGUGAGUAAGAAAACUCAGAAAAGUUCUGUUAGACAAGAAGCACUGAAAAAUGAUGAAAAUCUAAAAAGUGCAGGACCCAAAGCUCCUCGGGAGCAUCUUGACAGUGCAAAGGAGAAGAAGCCCAAGACACCAGAAGCACCCGAGGAAAAAGCAGAUGUGGAUAAAUUGGUAGAGGUACAGCCUCCUCCCUAUGAUGACGUUGAUAAGGAGAAUCUGAGGGAUCCAUUCCUGAAUGCAAUCUAUGCAAAGGAUAUAUUUGACUAUAUGAAGGACCGGGAGGAGAAAUUUGUUCUGAAAGGCUAUAUGGAAAAGCAGCCUGACCUGAAUAUUGAAAUGAGGGCAAUCUUGGUGGACUGGAUGGUUGAAGUACAGGAAAAUUUUGAGUUGAAUCAUGAGACUCUGUACCUAGCAGUGAAGCUGGUGGAUCAUUAUUUGGCAAAGGCUGUGUGCAUGAGGGAAACACUGCAGCUGCUUGGUUCCACUGCCAUUCUUAUUGCUGCAAAGUUUGACGAGCGGUGCCCACCCUGUGUCGAUGACUUCCUGUACAUUUGUGAUGAUGCAUACCAAAGAGAAGAACUGCUUUCAAUGGAAGUGAACAUUCUCCGAACGCUACAGUUUGACAUCAAUGUUCCAGUGGCCUAUCGGUUCUUGAGGAGAUAUGCAAAGUGUGCCAGAGCCAACCUUGAGACACUGACUCUUGCCCGGUAUAUCUGUGAGUUAACGCUACAGGAAUAUGAGUUUAUCUGGGAAAGUGCUUCCAAGUUGGCUGCAUCUUGCCUGUUAUUGGCCCUCAAGAUGAAAGAUCUCGGAGGAUGGACUCCAACUCUGCAAUAUUACACUGGAUACCAGGUCACUGAUCUGCACUCGCUGAUGAGGAGACUGAACCUGUUGCUUUACAGUAAGCCCGAUGAAAGGCUGAAGGCUGUGCGGUACAAGUAUGCUCACAAGGUGUUCUUUGAAGUAGCAAAAAUUCCACCCUUGGAUGUUCUGAAGCUUGAAGAACAACUGAAAUUGAACACAGUCUAAAGCAGAGAUUCUGGCUAUUGAAGGAAAUAGUAUUGUAUUAUCUCGCACUUGUGUGGGUGGGUAGCUGUGUAUGAGGGUGUAAAUACUUGCAGCGUUUGCUUAAUAUUUCUUCACUGUGAUAUCUCUGCUAAGCAGAAAUAAUUGUGUAAUUAUUCAUAGUCUUUAAAAUGCAGCAAACAUUGAAAUACAGUAUCUGAAUUCUAAAAUAAGAGUAAAAUGGGCCAUUGUAAAUUGUGGUAGGGUUGGGGGGCAGGAGGGAGGUUGUAAGCAUUUUAACAUCAUAAAUGGCAAAUACACUAUAAGCAGCAGAUCAGAACCGGCAAUAAAUAACCACAAUAUAUACCAUGUAGGCUUUUUUGAUUUCCUUAAGGCUUUCAUUUUUGAAAUUUUUGAAAAAAGAAUUUAUUCCUAAAUUUGUAAAUUAAAGAAAGACCAAAGUGUUAUUGAAAAGAUUGUCUUGUUAAAAUAAGCUAACGAGGAUCAGUGCUUUUAAUAGGCUUCCCCAGUAAUCUGUCCUUAAUAGUAUAUAAUGUUGUGUAGCUUUUCUAAUUAUUGUAGUGAAAGCAAAAAUCCAAUUCCCUAGUUCCGCCAUCUCCUUUGAUUCCUUGUUUAUUUAAUAAAAAUAAAUAUCAUGGCAUUUUGCCCUGUCCCAGCAUGCAAGAGCAGCUAAACUGUCAGCUUUUCACACUUUUUCUCAAUUGGCAACAGUGCUGGAGAUUGACUCAAGCUAAUCUGAUCCCAUUUUAAUUUCUUCAGAUUUUCCCUGUUUUCUCUCCUUUGUAGUUGCAAUCAACUCUCAUCCCUGUAGUUGUGAAAGUGGCUUUACUGCUGCUUGUAACAACCCAGUUGUUCCACUAUCCCAUGUAACAGAUCCAGGAGCUAGUGUAUUUUGCCAAACAUGCUUUUCUUUUUACAUAAAGAGUCCCUGAUAUUUGCUGAAUGUCAUGAUGUUGGUCAGAGAAGAAAAACCUUGCAUUACCAUGGGGGGCAGAAAUAGCAGAAAUAUUAAUUCUGACUAUUGGUUAAUUUUAAAACUCUUAAUUAUAAACAGACCUGGUGUUUUAGAAGCUACUGUUAUUGAUGUAGGAUCAUGCUUUUGAGUACAGUUUUUCAAUGUUGCUGUUAAUUGUACCAUUUGCAAUAAUUCAUUUGUUAUAUAAUGUGUAUUUGAAACUAUUUAAAUUUGUGCUUUGGAAGCAAUUUGUCAGUAUUUAAAUGUUUUAAGCAUCCUGUCAGAGCAAAAAAAAAUGGUGUGGGUGUAUAAUAUAUAUGUUUGAGUACAUUUGUUUUGAUUCUCACUUUCAGUCCUGUCUAUUUUUAUGUCUGCAAGUAUGUCCAAGUUCCCUUGUAAAAUAGAUUAAAUGUAUUAUCUUGUUGUAGAUUUUAUUUUUAAUAAACUUCAGUUUCUGUCACUGGUUUAAAAAA